UUAAAUUAAAGAAGUGCUUAAAAGGAAAAAAGAAACCCUCAAAGUAAGAAGGAGAUACGCAAAUAUUGUUCUCCUCAGCUUUUGAAAUAUUCUUCUUCUUAUCUAGAUCUACAAUAUUGCUUCAAGAAAGAAAAUUCUUUGUUGUUAUUACUAGUGAUUUAAAAAGAAAAAAAGUGGUUGAUUCCUUUUCAAGUAAUACGAUUUUAUAGCCGCUUGAUUCUUGCCCAGAAUCGAAGCGUUUCAUCACCAAAAGUGAUAGAUAUUGACGAAAAUUUUAAGUUUAUUGAAGAAAUUGAAACAAACAAAAAAAAACUGAAUCGUAGUAUGUUUGUUUGGUGAUGGGGUCAGGCAAAGGCGCGACUUCUUCUGCCCAACAAAUGGAAUCGUCUGUCCAAGAUCUUCGUGAGAGAUAUAGGCUAGAAUUGGAAAAUUUAACAUUGACUACACAGCCAGUCAAGACAUUAAGGUUUUUCCUUCUGGCUAUCCUUCAAUAUAUCAAGCGAUCAGCAUCAUAUCUUUUGGCAAAGGGUGGUUGGCUUAUGCUUUCAAGCACUCUAAUAGCAGUUCUUGGAAUUUUGCUUGUGACUAUUGAGGGCCCUCAUGAAAAGCAUGUUGAGGAAGUUUCUCAGUAUGUUCGAUUUGGAUUAUGGUGGAUUGCACUUGGUGUUGCAUCUUCAAUUGGUCUUGGAUCUGGUCUGCACACUUUUGUCCUUUAUUUGGGUCCUCAUAUUGCCUUGUUUACAAUAAAAGCAAUGCAAUGUGGACGAAUAGACCUGAAAAGUGCUCCAUAUGAUACAAUACAGUUGAAGAGAGUUCCUUCAUGGCUGGAUAAACCCUGCAGAGAGUUUGGGCCCCCGUUAUUUUCAUCAUCACAUGGGUCAAGGGUUCCUAUUAGCAGUAUAUUGCCGCAGGUGCAGAUUGAGGCUAUUUUAUGGGGUCUUGGGACUGCACUUGGAGAGCUUCCUCCUUACUUUAUCUCGAGGGCAGCUAGUGUAUCAGGAAGAAAAAUUGAAGCCAUGGAAGAAUUGGAUCAUUCCUCAAGCGAGGAUAAUGGAUUCAUAGCUACUCACCUGAAGCAGAUCGAGCACUGGCUGUUAUCUCACUCUCAACACAUGAACUUCUUCACCAUUUUACUGCUAGCCUCGAUCCCAAAUCCUCUAUUUGACCUUGCUGGCAUCAUGUGUGGACAAUUUGGGAUACCAUUCUGGAAGUUCUUUCUUGCUACAUUGAUUGGGAAGGCAAUCAUUAAAACUCACAUACAGACUGUAUUUAUCAUCUCUGUCUGUAAUAAUCAACUCCUUGACUGGAUAGAGAAUGAAUUGAUCUGGAUUCUCAGCUUCAUACCCGGAUUUGAUUCUUACUUGCCCACACUCACGGCAAAACUUCAUUCAGUCAAAGAGAAGUACUUGGCUGCCCCACCUCCGGUGCCUUCAAAUAUCAAGGACAAGUGGGACUUUUCAUUUGCUUCGAUUUGGAAUACCAUCGUGUGGCUUAUGCUUAUGAACUUCUUUGUCAAGAUUGUCAAUGCGACUGCUCAGAAGUAUCUGAAAAAGCAACAGGAUAAGUCACUUGCGGAAAUAUUACCUGAUUCAACACAUUCAGAUUCGUAAUUCGACGAAAGCACUCAUCAUCCUUUUUCGUUUUUCUUAUUUACAAGUAGCUUUAUUGAAUUAGAAGUGAAUUCUCCUUCAUGAAUUACCAUUAGAGCUAUCCACUAUAAGAAGCUUGUAUAUAUAUAUAAAAGAAAAAAUUGGAAAAAAAAAACCAUAGACAAACAGAAGAUACAUGUUUUAGUUAUAAUUGUUUCGGGCUGUUUUUCACCCAUUGUUGACUGUAAAAUUUGGAUGAAUGCAAGAAAAACUAUCUGCCUUCAACUUCA
This is a messenger RNA of Gossypium raimondii (Peruvian cotton), 1879 nucleotides long. RefSeq names its product vacuole membrane protein KMS1. Bases 339 to 1610 code for a protein of 423 amino acids. The transcript is spliced from 8 exons. The record is from RefSeq and is a predicted model, not a curated record. Gene Ontology annotation, cellular component: endomembrane system; membrane; endoplasmic reticulum. NCBI's taxonomy places the organism in Eukaryota, Viridiplantae, Streptophyta, Magnoliopsida, Malvales, Malvaceae.